GCCAAUGGUGUGCGUUUUCGUUGACGAAAAAGGUCAAAAGUUCAACUCUUCUAAUAUGCACGAAAACGAAAUUUUCGUCGAGUUUUCGUUCAAGAUUUUCGUUGCGGCAGUUUUCGUUCUGAUUUUCGUCGAUAUGGACGAUAGUGUGGCCUAGGCUUAAAAUCUGUCUCUUGAUUGGUGUAUUGCCGUUGUGCUGACUAACGAGCCGCCGUUUUUGCUGAAAUGUUCAAGCGGUGUUGUGCGAAAUUCAGCACAGAUUGAGAUUGUUGAUAGCUGAGGUUUUAUCUUUGAGCUUCAAAACCAACGAUUUUAAUGAGAAGCAUGGCAUCUUUCACUGAUCGAGUCGAAGAUGCUUUUACGAGGAAAGAUGGGACUUUUAUGGCUCAACUCUACGGAGAGAUGUUGGAUUGCCUGAAAGUCAACAGCAUUGUUACCAACGAUAAUUUGUUAGAUCGUCUCGGUGUUGAUAUUUUCCGAAAUAUCAAUGCCGAAUUUUACAUACCGCAGAGUGCCAAGACAAAGAACACAAAUUUGGUUGCCUUAAGAUCUGCUACAAAUGGCAACUGCCUCUAUAGUUCAUUUUCAAUUCUGCUUGUUGGUGACAACUCUGUGGUGACUAUUUUGAGGCUGAUGACCUCUAUAGAAUUAUUUUUAUAUGCUGAUUAUUAUGCGAAACAUCCAUGUUUUUCAAAUCUUUUUGAAACUCAGCAUAACAAACACUUUGAUUCUAUCUCAAGCAUGGUGGCCAUGUCAGUCUCUUUUGAAGCUAUUGAUAGUGCUAGAAGUGUUUUUUCUGUUGCUGAACUGGUCAGGGCAGAAGCUGUGUUAAAUGCAAAAGAUAUGGCAUGGACUGGGUUUGUUUGUUUGUUGGCACUCUCUUCAGUUACAUCCUGUAGCAUUUUUUCUUAUUAUCCUGACAUAUACUCUAGUGCUUAUAGGUAGAAUUUAUUAUUUAACCAAAGAAUUGAACCUCGUAUUCUCAAGCUACUGCAUUCAAACACAAUCACUAUGUGCCUUUGAUACUUGGUGGGAAGGGAACUAAAAGAAAUGGAAGUAGUCACUUGUCACAAGCUAAAAAGCCCAGUAUACAAACAAAGUUGAGGUUUACACCUUCUGGUCCUACUGAGACAACCAUGACAACUAAGGUUCAUCCAUAUGGUAUAUCUCACAGUAGCGCUUUGGGUUCUUGUGAUGCUUCUUCUUUUAUUUCAUCUUCUACCUUGCAAUUACCAGAUAAUAAAACUGCAAAUGCUGAUUUGCCUAGAAAUCCAUAUGAUGUUGGUUUUUAUAGAGAAAAGGUGAGAGGUAUGGAAAUUCAUGAAAUUGAAAAACUUGUGAAGAAUGUAUUCGUACCUGAUGAAUGCUAUGAAUUUCCUAAAACUGUUGAUGCAAAUGGUCGCAGUAGGUCCUUUCGACAUGAUUGGCUGAAGGAUUAUCUUUGGCUUUCGUAUUCUCCAAGUCUUAAUGGUGCUUUUUGCUUACCAUGUGUUUUGUUUGGUGAUAGGUUUCCCUCCAAUAUUUUUUUCAGAGCCAUUAACACAUUGGCCUGAUGCUAAAAGUGCAAUAAAAAGGCUUAUAAGUACAUCAUCAGGUCUUCAUGUUCACACUUCUGCUCUUCUUAAGGACAUCUUGGAUCAGAGUUCCGGUAAAAGCCAGCCAAUAAAUGUCAUGAUUGACAGUAACUUAAAGAAAAAGAUUUCA
Xenia sp. Carnegie-2017 is the source of this 1701-nucleotide messenger RNA. RefSeq lists its product as uncharacterized. The coding region runs from base 313 to 942 and encodes 209 amino acids. The record is from RefSeq and is a predicted model, not a curated record. The transcript is spliced from 2 exons. Lineage: Eukaryota; Metazoa; Cnidaria; Anthozoa; Malacalcyonacea; Xeniidae.